AUGACUUUUGGGAGGGCUCAACUCGGUUGCUUGUUUUCUUUUUUUUACUCCCUUUUUUGUCUCUUCCCGCUCCGACAGGUGGAAACGAAUACCAAAAGGCAGAAGGAGCCGCCCCUUACUGAAGUAGAGGAUAACACAAGAACAACAACAAACAAGCAGAAAGAUAGAUUCAACAUGCUUCGUCGAGUUUUCCCUGUGAGUCGUGCUGCCGUGCGAGGCCCAACGCUGGCGCUGACUGCCGCGCUGCGUCACGGCCAUCACGCGCAGACGCAGCAUGACUUCUCGGGGUGUUUUUUGCGAAAAUUGACAAGAGAGGAGGAGGAAUCGCUGAGAGUCCUGCAAGAUAAUCGUCCCGUCUCUGCUGUGGUGCCAGGCAAGUUAUUUAUGCGGCAUUGGAUAGCCGCCGAGCAGUCGACCGUAUCGGUAGUGAACCGUGUCAUGUCUGGUAUCAUCUCUGUGUGCCUGAUGCUUUGGAGCUGCGGCUACGCGACGCUGGGCUACAACGGCCACAACUGUGCUCAUGUUGCGGGCUGGAUUUUCAUUGCGUUCUGGUUGGUUCUCCACACCCACUGCAUGGCGAUGAUUCCCCUCUUUUCGCUCAUUGCCCUGAUGCAGUUGGUGCUGAACUAA
This is a messenger RNA of Trypanosoma cruzi, 630 nucleotides long. RefSeq lists its product as uncharacterized. The transcript has a single exon. NCBI's taxonomy places the organism in Eukaryota, Euglenozoa, Kinetoplastea, Trypanosomatida, Trypanosomatidae. The coding region runs from base 1 to 630 and encodes 209 amino acids. The record is from RefSeq and is a predicted model, not a curated record.